AUGGUGUGUAGCGGGGAAUGCUUGGGGUGGCAGUCCGCACUUGAAGGCGAGACGGGGGCCUAUCGGUGUGAGGAGGGAAGGAGUGAAGGGUUGGGUGACAAAUCCGCUCGCUCCUGCCCUGCCUCCACCCCCUACAGCGCGCCGCUCUGCACCCACCGCGCCAGCCAGCCCGCCCGCCUGCUUCUCUCCGCCGGGAGCCAGAGCCGCUGCCCACCGUGCGGCCGCCCGCAGAAGCCAAGGGAGGAGAAGGAGAAGGGGACAAUGGAGGUUCCGCGCCUGGAUCGCAGCAGCAUGAGCAGCCCCACCAGCCCCUGCGAGGAUGUGAUCAAGAAUCUCAGCCUGGAGGCGAUUCAGCUCUGCGAUAGGGACGGGAAUAAAUCACAAGAUAGUGGGAUUGCAGAGAUGGAGGAACUUCCAGUCCCACACAACAUCAAAAUAAGUAACAUCACAUGUGAUUCUUUCAAGAUUUCAUGGGACAUGGAUUCUAAAUCCAAGGACCGUAUUACUCACUAUUUUAUUGAUCUAAACAAGAAAGAGAACAAGAAUUCCAACAAAUUUAAACACAAGGAUGUACCCACUAAACUGGUUGCAAAAGCUGUUCCUCUCCCUAUGACGGUUCGUGGACACUGGUUCUUGAGCCCAAGAACGGAAUAUACAGUAGCAGUGCAGACGGCAUCAAAGCAGGUUGAUGGGGAUUACGUUGUUUCUGAGUGGAGUGAAAUCAUAGAGUUUUGUACAGGAGAUUAUUCAAAAGUUCAUCUAACACAGCUUUUGGAAAAAGGUGAAGUGAUUGCAGGACGUAUGCUUAAGCUUUCUGUAUUUUAUCGGAAUCAGCACAAAGAAUACUUUGAUUAUAUCAGAGACCAACAUGGAAAUGCAAUGCAGCCUUCUGUCAAGGAUAACAGUGGUAGCCAUGGCUCUCCAAUCAGUGGGAAGUUGGAAGGCAUCUUCUUUAGCUGCAAUACUGAGUUUAACACGGGGAAGCCACCACAAGAUUCACCUUAUGGAAGAUACAGGUUUGAGAUUGCAGCCGAAAAACUUUUCAAUCCAAAUACUAACUUGUACUUUGGGGACUUCUACUGCAUGUACACAGCUUAUCACUAUGUCAUUCUUGUUAUUGCCCCUGUUGGCUCACCAGGAGAUGAAUUCUGUAAGCAGCGCCUUCCUCAGCUAAAUUCAAAGGAUAAUAAAUUUCUGACCUGCACCGAAGAAGAUGGCAUCAUGGUUUAUCACCAUGCCCAGGAUGUUAUUUUAGAAGUAAUUUACACUGAUCCUGUGAAUCUUUCCCUUGGCACAGUUGCAGAAAUUACUGGUCAUCAGGUAAUGAGCUCGUCUACUGCAAAUGCAAAAAAAGAUCCCAGUUGCAAGACCUGCAACAUCAGUGUUGGACGUUAA
Emys orbicularis (European pond turtle) is the source of this 1395-nucleotide messenger RNA. RefSeq names its product phytanoyl-CoA 2-hydroxylase interacting protein like (gene PHYHIPL). The transcript is spliced from 6 exons. The record is from RefSeq and is a predicted model, not a curated record. Gene Ontology annotation, molecular function: protein binding. Bases 1 to 1395 code for a protein of 464 amino acids. Gene Ontology annotation, cellular component: cytoplasm. NCBI's taxonomy places the organism in Eukaryota, Metazoa, Chordata, Testudines, Emydidae.